AUGAAGACUUCGAGCAUUGUCCUUCUGUCUGUCAUCGCUGCCGUCGCCGAGCUCGCCCAGGCCCGGCCGGCCGACCACCUCCAGAGCCGUCAAGCUGGCCUUGGCUACAUCUAUCCCGACCCCCAUAACCCCGCCUCGCGCUGCUUUGCGCCCAACGAGCGGAAGCCUGCUACGAACGGGACUACCCCAGCCGAGACCAAGCGCGGCCAGUCCUACCCUGACUGUAUCUGGUGGCAGACGUUCUACAACAACGGUGUACCCAAGCCCGAGGACGUCGACGAGUGGAAGGACAAUGGCAACUACGGCCAGUGUUGGUACCAGACCUUCCUCAAGACGCUCGCCUCUGAGCAGCCCGAGCGCAUCUACGCCGCCCUCAACAAGACUCAGCUGGAGCAGGGGGAGGCGCAGUACGCUACCAUUGAACUGCCCAACGGCUUCACGGACAACCAGAUUGCCCAGACAACCCUGGCCCUUGUUGGUCUCCAGCCAUGGGCGGGAGGUGGCCCCGGCGACAAGCCAUGGUGGCCGCUGGUCUAUCAGUACGGCAUUGGCAGGGGCGCCGCUGGCGGCUCCGGUUACAUUGGCGCUUGCCGGGCCGCCGACACCGACACCACUGCAGUCCUCGCGACUCUGAUCGGCAACUACACCACCUACACCAGCGGCAACGCGCGCCACGAGCGUCGCCAGGUCAGCUCCCAGCUCAGCACCGUGCUGCAGGAGGUCUCGGACAAGAAGCUCUACGCGUUUGCCAAGAUUGACGACAAGGUGUACCGUGUCAUCAGCUACAACACUUCGCCCGGAGAGAUCGUCCUCCAGGCCGUCGACGGCACCAUCCUCCACGAGAACCUCGCAUUCGCUGCGCGCAUCUCCUCGCUGUCGGUCCAGCAGGUCGCCAACACCGGCAGCUCGUCGGCUGGACCUAGCAGCACUGAGGCGCCGAGCAGCAGCAGCACUGCAUCCGUCGAGCCGACCGGCAGCGUGUCGUCGUCGUCGUCGUCGUCGUCGUCGUCGUCGUCGUCGUCGUCGUCGUCGUCGUCGUCGUCGUCGUCGUCGUCGUCGUCGUCGUCGUCGUCGUCGUCGUCGUCGUCGUCGUCGUCGUCGUCGUCAUCGGCUUCGGCUUCGGCGUCGUCCUCGGCUUCGGAGUCGUCCUCGUCGUCGGUGUCUGCUUCGUCAUCCUCGGCCUCUGCUUCGUCGUCCUCGGAGUCGUCUUCGUCCUCUGCCCCCACCGCUUCGGGUACCGGUACCGCUACGGCCGCCCCGACUGGCAGCAGCUCUGCCGAGUCGAGCGCCAGCUCGACCACCUCCGCCCCCGUGCCUUCCAACAGCACGACCUCGGUGCCUAUCGAGCCCACUGGCGGCAAUGCCACGACCUCGGCUCCCCUCCCUACCGGCAACAGCACCGCUCCUCCUUCGUCGACCGCCUCGCCUUCAUCAACGGCCUCGCUUUCGUCCACCGCCUCGGGAGACAUCAGCUCGACUGGUUCGGCUGAGCCCACCAGCGCCACUCCCACUAGCGCUACCCCGACCGGCUCGAGCGAGCCCACCGGUACCGAGGCGCCCACGUCCACCGGCAAGCCCAAGCCCUCCAAGAGCUGCAAGCCCAAGAACAAGAAGCGUCGCUCGCUCCGCCGCUCGUCCAAGCCGGCCAAGGAGUAA
Molecule: messenger RNA, 1656 nt
Organism: Vanrija pseudolonga
Lineage: Eukaryota; Fungi; Basidiomycota; Tremellomycetes; Trichosporonales; Trichosporonaceae
Product: Cell surface glycoprotein 1
Exons: 5
Coding region: 1-1656 (551 amino acids)
Biological process (GO): cellular response to amino acid starvation; positive regulation of TORC1 signaling
Cellular component (GO): Seh1-associated complex; vacuolar membrane
Molecular function (GO): signaling adaptor activity
Source: RefSeq, a predicted model, not a curated record